GCUCCUGCCGCCGCCGCCUGCUUCCUCCUCCUGCUGCCGGGCUGAGCGGCGGGGUCGUCGGCAGCGUGACACAAAGCGGUCGGCUCCGGUGUCCUCUUCAUGGCAGGGAACUUCUGGCAGAGCUCGCACUAUUUACAAUGGAUUUUGGAUAAACAGGAUUUGUUGAAGGAACGCCAAAAGGACUUGAAAUUUCUGACAGAAGAAGAAUAUUGGAAACUGCAGAUAUUCUUUACUAAUGUCAUCCAGGCUUUAGGUGAACAUCUUAAAUUAAGACAACAAGUUAUUGCCACUGCUACAGUCUACUUCAAGAGAUUCUAUGCCAGAUAUUCCCUAAAAAGUAUAGAUCCAGUAUUAAUGGCUCCUACGUGUGUGUUUUUGGCAUCCAAAGUAGAGGAAUUUGGUGUGGUCUCAAACACAAGGUUGAUUUCUGCUGCUACUUCUGUAUUGAAAACUAGGUUUUCUUAUGCCUUUCCGAAGGAGUUUCCUUAUAGGAUGAAUCAUAUAUUAGAAUGUGAAUUCUAUCUUUUAGAAUUAAUGGAUUGCUGUUUGAUAGUGUAUCAUCCUUAUAGACCUUUGCUCCAAUAUGUGCAGGAUAUGGGCCAAGAAGACAUGCUGCUACCCCUCGCAUGGAGGAUAGUGAAUGACACAUAUAGAACUGAUCUUUGUCUACUGUACCCUCCCUUCAUGAUAGCCCUAGCUUGCCUACAUGUGGCCUGUGUUGUCCAGCAGAAGGAUGCAAGGCAGUGGUUUGCUGAGUUGUCUGUUGAUAUGGAGAAGAUUUUGGAAAUAAUCAGGGUCAUUCUAAAACUGUACGAACAGUGGAAGAACUUUGAUGAGAGGAAAGAAAUGGCUACUAUUCUUAGUAAGAUGCCUAAACCGAAACCACCUCCAAACAGUGAAGGAGAACAGGGUCCAAAUGGAAGUCAGAAUUCCAGCUAUAACCAGUCUUAAGACAUUCCAAAGAACUUUAUUAUGGACCACUUUGGAUCAAGACAUACUGGGAACUUAUUUGUGUUCAUGAAAUGGACAGAAGGUUUUAAUAAUGUCUUUGACAAAGAACUUGAAGAAUAAAUGGCUUGUUUCUAUCAAGCAUGUUGAAAGCUUUUUCUUUAAAACUGCAUGAACCCCUUUAACACUGGAACAACCGUAUUAGCAAGAUUUCUCAAUGUAAGGCAUUCAAAAGUUUUGAACAGAGUUUCAAAAGAUUCACACAUCCACUUCAGUAUUAAUAGCUGAAUACUGUUUUGUUUGUUUGCUUUCAGAAAAAUGUAGAUUGUCAUUAAAGUGAAGAUUAUUUUUUAAACUACAGUAACGAAGCUCGUUGAUUGUAAUGACCCUGUGUCUUUUAUCAUUUUGUUUGUUACUGAAGGAGGACAGUGUAUAAAUCAGGGGUCGGUAACGUUGGCACGCGGCUCGCCAGGGUAAGCACCCUGGCGGGCCGGGCCAGUUUUAUUUACCUGCUGAC
Terrapene triunguis (Three-toed box turtle) is the source of this 1465-nucleotide messenger RNA. It is a transcript of the gene CCNC, whose product is annotated as cyclin C. The coding region runs from base 100 to 951 and encodes 283 amino acids. Gene Ontology annotation, biological process: positive regulation of transcription by RNA polymerase II. The transcript has 12 exons. Gene Ontology annotation, cellular component: nucleus; mediator complex. Lineage: Eukaryota; Metazoa; Chordata; Testudines; Emydidae. Gene Ontology annotation, molecular function: cyclin-dependent protein serine/threonine kinase regulator activity. The record is from RefSeq and is a predicted model, not a curated record.